Messenger RNA from Pyricularia grisea, 675 nucleotides. RefSeq lists its product as uncharacterized. The record is from RefSeq and is a predicted model, not a curated record. Gene Ontology annotation, cellular component: trans-Golgi network; TRAPP complex; cis-Golgi network. Lineage: Eukaryota; Fungi; Ascomycota; Sordariomycetes; Magnaporthales; Pyriculariaceae. The transcript is spliced from 4 exons. The coding region runs from base 1 to 675 and encodes 224 amino acids. Gene Ontology annotation, biological process: endoplasmic reticulum to Golgi vesicle-mediated transport; regulation of GTPase activity.
AUGUCGUUCGACUCGGUCAUGCCGCCGUACAACGCGUCGGACCCGACGGCCAUGUUUUGCAGCUCAUCGUGCCUCGACUUUUUGCUCAUCGAGCUCGUCCCCAUGGCGUACCGGGUCGCCAACGACGUCGAAGCCGCGGCGGCAGCUCUGGAGGGAGGAUCGGAAGAAUCGCAACAACAAGCACAAAGAUCGGGGCCGGAUGCGGCUUCGUCCGCCUCGAGGCCGGCGCCGCCGGGGGCGCGGCGCGGGACCUUGGAUGAGGACGAGGAGCGCGAUGCCGUCUUUUAUCGGCUCGAGACGCAGGGGUAUCGGGUCGGUCAGGGCCUGGUGGAGAGGUUCUCCAAAGAUCGACCACGGCUCAACGACACACUGGACGUGAUCAAGUUCAUCUGCAAGGACCUGUGGACGCUUGUGUUUCGCAAGCAGGUCGACAAUUUAAAGACGAAUCAUAGGGGUGUCUACGUCCUGACCGAUAAUUCCUUCCGGCCAUUCGCCAAAAUGAGUUCGGAGGCUGGAGGCCAGGCAGUAAUGAGAGCGGAACCGUUUCUAUGGUUCCCUUGCGGAAUCGUCCGCGGCGCUCUGGCAGCCAUGGGUGUCAACGCCACCGUGCAGGCAGAGACGACGGAGCUGCCCGGUGCAGUUUUCCAGAUCAAGACCGUCACUGCAAAGGCUUAG